Molecule: messenger RNA, 4626 nt
Organism: Pecten maximus
Lineage: Eukaryota; Metazoa; Mollusca; Bivalvia; Pectinida; Pectinidae
Product: Golgi reassembly-stacking protein 2-like
Exons: 12
Coding region: 76-1464 (462 amino acids)
Biological process (GO): Golgi organization
Cellular component (GO): Golgi apparatus
Molecular function (GO): protein binding
Source: RefSeq, a predicted model, not a curated record
UAGUGGCCAUAUUGGAUCAACAACCGGCUUCACCUGUGGAACUAGACUGACAUUCAGCCUGUUUUUAACGACAGGAUGGGUGGUUCAUUCAGCACAGAAAUUCCGGGCGGCGGAACAGAGGGAUACCAUGUUCUUCGAGUGCAGGAAGGCUCCCCUGGUCACAAAGCUGGAUUGGAGGCAUUCUUUGAUUUUAUUGUAGCAAUAGGACAUACACGCCUGAACCAAGAUAAUGACACUCUGAAAGAUCUUCUGAAGGCAAACAUAGAAAAACCAGUAAAAAUGGCAGUGUACAGCAGUAAAACUCAGUCCGUACGUGAAGUCACCAUUCUUCCGAGUCAUAACUGGGGCGGUCAAGGAUUGUUAGGUGUGAGCAUCAGGUUUUGUUCCUUUGAAGGGGCCAAUGAAAAUGUUUGGCACGUGCUGGAAGUGAAACCAAACUCUCCGGCUGACUUGGCUGGUCUGAAGUCCAAUACAGAUUAUAUCAUUGGAGCAGACUCUGUGCUUCAUGAGUCGGAGGAUUUGUUCACACUGAUAGACUCCCAUGAAGGUAAACCGCUACGCUUGUACAUAUACAACACGGAAACCGACUCGUGUCGUGAGGUCACCAUUACGCCCAAUGGAGCUUGGGGAGGAGAUGGCAGUACGGUUGAAGAAGAUGGCAGUUUGGGAUGUGGUAUUGGAUAUGGGUAUUUACACAGGAUACCAAAGAGACAAUUUCCUUCCAGUGUAUCUCCAGAAAAACUAGCAACAACUGUUCAAACACCACAGAAAUCCCCUGAUGGAUUCGCAGAGGUUUCUCUAGGGAACUCACCAGCUGGUCUGCCUGUCAGUAUGGCUCAGAUGUCUAUAAAUACAGGAACUCCGACAAUACCAGUGAUUCCAACAGCCGAUAAUGGAGCCGGGCGCGGGCAGCCCCUACAGCCGGCACCAAUGCCAAACUUCUCGUCACCUCUGGGAGGUGUCGGUUUACCAGGAACAACCAUGCCUAACUUAGCAGGAAUACCUAACCUAGCAGGAAUGCCCAACUUAUCAACAUUACCUCCCUUUACAAUGCCGAUGUCACUACCGGGGAUGCAGCCAGCAGGCGCACUUCCAGCAAUGUCGUCGUUACCUGUCAGCAUGACCCAGUCUGUACCAGGUAUGAUGCCUAGCAGUACAGUGCUGCCACCUGGAAUCGGAAGUGCUGCACCUCCAAGUGUUAUGUUAUCCCCUGGAGCUGGGCUUCCGAUGCCCUCCAUGCCUGCCCCAGCACCCCUCCCCAACCUCCCCACAAACUUUACUCUCCCUACUCAAGCAGUGGGAGACACAGCUCCGGUGCCACAGAGCAUGGGUAGCACUCUUCCUGUACAAACAGGUGCUGCUGGUGACCUGAACGCAGCUGCAGCAAAUAUGUCAGCAUCGGCAGUAUCACCAGUCGUAGCGCCAGUAGCUGAAUCUUCGGAAAUGGUCAAUGCUGCUUCCUAGUAGUGCUUAAACGUAAUCUAAUUCUUGUUGUCUUUUCUUUCUUUUUGUUGAGGGAGCCUAUAUGUUAUGGGAGAGUGUCAGAGAUGUGAAAUUGGUGACUCGAACAUUAUAGUGUUCAUUGAUGCACAAUAUUGACCUGUAAUGAAGCUGUGGUUAAUCACAGGACUCUGUAUGAGAGGGGAGUUUGUCCGUGUUUAACCAUUUCUGGAGUAUAUAAUUAAGAUACAGAGGUUAAGUACAAUACCUAAACUCAUCUGUCAAUCACUGCUAAAAGUAAAGGUCAGUUUCAUAUCCUGAUUUGAAAAUCAUUUUGGUGUUAUUUGGAUAUUCAAUAUUAAUGAAAAUUCUCAAGCUUAAAACUGAAUAAUUGAUAAAACAUUUGAGUGUACUCUAGCUCAGCUUGGGGUAAAUUUAACAUUAAGUUUAGAAAUGAUUCAGGAAACAGAAAGUGUGUGUGUGAUAGGGAAAGUGAGUUUUGUGAAAAUCUUAACAUAUAUAUAUAUCUAUUUAUAGGAAUUGUUACAUUGAGAUUUACUGUGUAAUAUCUGUAUUUUGUUAGAAAUCUGAAUCAGUAUGACGGGUCUAGAAUAAAGCUUCAUAUACACAUAUACUAUUAUGGAUGUAUAUACAGUAGAUAUGGAAUAACAUUGACAUCUGAUAUUAAGGUAAAACUUUCUUAAGACAAACAAACUUGAUACAAGUUCUGUUUUUGCCAAAGUGAGAUAAAAUUUCCCAAUUUGGCCCAGCUGUAUUCAUUUGAAAAUCCUUUCACAAAUUUCGGAUAUGUUUAAAAAGGCAUACCUGUAUAUGCUUAUAAUGUCUAUUGUUUUGCUGUUUACAUGAUUUGAUAAAUGUAUCAAAGAUGUAGAUCACAUUUGAAAUUAACUUAAGCAUGGAUUUUUGCAAAAGUUUGAUAGGAUCAGCAUAUAAUUUUCAAAUGAAAGCACAACUGAAAUAAAAUAAUCACAUUGGAUUCUUUAAAAAUAUAGAUCUUGUACAGUAUAAGUGGGUUCAAUAUUCAGUAUAUCAGCCACUGUCCUGUUAAUUAUGUAGGUAUGCAUCACAACUGCUGUAAAUAUUUUGCUAUGUGAAGGAUUUCCUGUGAAAGACAUGUAUAUCAUACCUAUAGUACGUGAAGGAGUGUGAUAUGAUCAGUCUGGACGAGUGGCAUAUGGAUCUGUGAGUGGUGUUAUAAUAUUGUGUAUAAAAUAAGUAAAGGUUUCAUAAUAAUAGAUUUGUGUGUUUGAGGAGUAAAAAGAGACAUUAGUAUUUAUAUCAAGAACAUUCUGGAGUAUAUUUCAAUAUUGCAUGAUCAUAUCAAUCGAGAAUGAAACAUGAAAAGAUUCACCUUGCAAAACGCUAGUCUGACUGACUCUGAUUAUCUUUUUCGCUACCUACAGUAGACAUAAGAUCAUUAGGUAGUAUUAUCUACAGUAUAUAUAAGCUGAUAGAUGGUCCAGAAACAUUCAGACUAAUAAAAUUUGAAUUUAUUUUACUCCUUAUUUAAGUGAAUCAAUCUUGCUUUAACCCAAUCUCAUUCAUUUUAAUCAUCAAAAUACAAGAUUAUAAGAAAAUAGAAAAUGAAAUCUCUUUGGAGAAUAAAAUUGCUUUUUAGGAAAUUUUGAUUGUUUGAACAGUAAAUACCUGUUAAGGAAUAUUACUGGAGAAUAAUUCAAACAGUUGUCUAGAUAUCAAAAAAAUGGUCAUUGUAAAAUAAUAGCAAAACAUACUGGUUUCUUUUGUAUUUAUUUAUGGAAACUGUGAAAACGGUAAAUUGUAUUGAAUACAAACUUUUCAAGCGUUAAUGAAGUCUUUGUUUAUUGUUUGAUAAUAUUGAAGAUACAGGCAACACCCAAGAUGGAAUGCCUGCCUGAGGUGUAAGCUGUCAAGGUUUUGUUCUACAGUUGUCUCUAACCUGGUUGUGAUACAAAUCAAAUUAUGGAAGAAUUCAUUGUGGGAGGGGUUUAGGGGACUAUAGGUGUCCUCUCCGUCUGUCUUGUCGGUGCUCUAGCGACUUCACUCCUUGAGAAUUUUGAUCAAACUUCAUUCAAUGAUCAAGGAUGAUAACAUCUGGAGACAAGUUUUGGUUUUUGGGGUCAAGGUCACUUUAUAUUUUUAGCAGGGAGUGGUACGGGACAUGUAUUGCUUUAGCAGUACCCAGUAUGCUUGUUUUACGUGAUGAAGUUGGAAUUUUUAUCGAUUUGUUUUUUCAGUUACCUGAUAUACAAUUAUUAUUCUUGUAACAAAUAUGUCUGAAAUAUAGGAAAAUUACUUUAUAUAUACCGGGUACUAGAAACUCCUUCUACAUUGUACUGGUCUAAAUCACUUCGUGUACCAACAUAAUACAAAGCUUAAUGCCAAAAAUAUGUAAUUAACGUUUAGUGUCAUUCAUUAAUCCACAAAAUGUAAAGUUCAUUGACGGAUGCUCAUAUCAAAAUAGUGAUACCCACGUUGUACUUUUUAAUGAUGCUACAUCUCUUACAAAGAGUAAUAAUGAUCACUAGAAAACAAGAAUAGGCCGUUUAUAUUUAUUUAUAUAACGCCAAAAGUUAUACUCAAAAAGCUUGAAUUUCUAUUUUGUUUAUUUGAAUCUAUAAUUCAUACAUUUUUAAUUGAAUCCUGAAGAAAAUCUGUUGUGCUCUGUCUAUAUUUUGUAUGGUACUUUUUGUCCUAUAAGCGAUUAUUAUUAGAGCACUAUUUCUUAUUUGAAAUAGAAAUAAAAAAAAAUUAUUAAAAAAAAUAUAUUUCCAAUCAAAAAAUGGUGUUAUAUCUAAACAGCGGGUGGUAUUUUAUGCACUUUUCCAGGGAGCAGUGUAUAUGGUGUCGGGGAUGUAGCAUCUUUGUGGAUAUUCACAAAAAAAUUGUCAUUUGAGAACAGAUGUGGUUUUAUCUAAUGUAAAGUAUCCUCAUUCAUGAUAAUUUAUCACAAACAUAUUACCUUGGGUAUAUUCUUGUUUCUGACAUUAAAAGAAUACCCGCAAAUGUACUCUCACAAAAUUUCAAUACUCCCAUCCAUUUUUUGUAAGGCAUGCUGUAGCAAGAAUUUACUGUUAGCAAUGAAAAUACAUAUUUUGAUUGUCGAUAUAAUAUUUUAUGAUUAAAAUAAGUUACGACUUUUGAGUGCAAUGUUGAGAUAGAAAUAAAAUAAUGACUGCUUGAAAA